This is a messenger RNA of Asparagus officinalis (garden asparagus), 696 nucleotides long. RefSeq names its product expansin-A6-like. Gene Ontology annotation, biological process: plant-type cell wall organization. Gene Ontology annotation, cellular component: extracellular region. The record is from RefSeq and is a predicted model, not a curated record. NCBI's taxonomy places the organism in Eukaryota, Viridiplantae, Streptophyta, Magnoliopsida, Asparagales, Asparagaceae.
AUGUAUACAAUCGAAACCUCUUCUUUCCUUCCUUCUUCAGGAGGAGCCUGUGGAUAGUUGUACAGCCAUGGCUGUGGCGUCUCAAUGGCAGCGCUAAGCACUGCACUCUUCAACGACGAUCUCAGCUGCGCUACGUGCUUCGAGAUAAAAUGCACGAAGGAUCCGAAGUGGUGCCUUAAAAGGAAACCAUCAAUCUUUAAUAUUACUGCUACUAACUUUUGCCCACUGAACAGGUACGCACUGCCAUGGGAUAAUGGCGGGUGGUGUAACCCGCCAAGGCCACAUUUUGACCUCGCUAUGCCUUUGUUUCUUAAGAUUGCAGGAGUAUUGAGCAUUUCCUAUUACAGGGUACCAUGCAGGAAAUCAGGUGGGAUCCGAUUCACAAUCAAGGGGUUCAAAUACUUCAACCUGACCCUCAUCGCCAACAUCACCAGCACUGGGGAUAUCGCCACUGCCUACAUCAUAGGUUCAAGAACCAAGUGGUUGCCAAUGUCUUGUAACUGGGAAAAUGGCAAAUCCAAUGCGGUCCUUGUUGGCCAGAGUCGCUCCUUUAGGGUGACCGGAAAUGACCGGAGAACUUCCUCUUCGAGGAACAUUUUUGCAGUCAACUGGGAGGUUGGGCAGACAUUGCCGCAAGAACCAAUCAAGAGUAAAGCUGUAACAGCGGAUGCAGAUGAGCAUUACAUUAUUACAUAA